AUGACUGACUCUGAUAGUCAAUCUAUAUGUUCAGAUUUAAAUAUAUCAGAAUCAGAGGGAAAUACAACCGAAAUACAGAACCCAACAUCUCAGGUUGUUGAACACGACGGCGAACAGUCUACCAAUGAAAGCAGAUUUGAGCUGGAAUCGCUGGACAUUUUUUCACAGCAUUCAAGUGAUAAAGAUCAAGGUGAAAAUAAAGAUCAAAGCGAAGCUCCUUCAAACUUACGUAGACUUUUCGUCACGGAGAAAGGAAGUCUGAAAUGGCGAAGCGAUUUUGAGGGCCUUUGUCAUGUUGUUGAACAGCUACAACUACAGCCAGGGAAGUGGACUACACCGAGGGGACAGUGUAAACAAUUUGAGAACAGCGAUGUUGUAAUAUGCUGGUACAUAAACUCUGGAACUUUAACGAUAAAAGGGAAUAAGGCAAAAGAAAUUAAGGAAAAACUUUUAUAUUUCGACAGUAAUUCGAGCGACAAAGUCAUUACAGAUUCGGUUAGUUCAAAAUACAGUAAUUUGCAUUCCACUCUCAAGUCACAAGAUAGUAAUUUACAUAUUAGUUCACGAAACAGUCUCCUGAAUAAUGAAACACUACGAUCUAAUAUGUAUAAUCCCUCCGUUAAUCCGAAUGAAACAAAUUACACACAUAACUCGGAAAUUCAUGAAAUUAAAUCUAACAUGGAGUGUUUUGCCAAUUCUGUCAACCGAAAAUUAAAGGUCAUUAGCAACGAAAUAUCUAGCAUCAAAGAGUUUAAAGCUUACUCUAUACUGUCAUUAGAAGAAGUCGUUAGUGAUUUGAAAAAGGAAAAGCUGGUGCUGAGCAACAAGAAUGAUAAAUUAGAAAAAGAAAAUAAAGAUUUAUGUGUAUCUUUGUCAGAGCUUCGAGCUAAGGUGAUAGACCUUCAAGAUGAAAAAGCAAGCCUAUUAACCGCAAUGAAGUUAAUCCAACGGGAAGGAAAAGAUGAACUAGAAGAAAAUAAAAAAAGGAUUGAAGCCCUGGAAAACGAGAAUAAUAACCUAAGAGAUGAAAAGCUCGGAUUCACCAGAGUGAUGAAACGGAAAAAGAAAAUGGCUACCAUUUCUUCUCCUGAAGCUACUAGCUCAUUGAAAGUAAAGAAUCAGUUUGAAGUUUUAAGCUCUGAACAGGAGGACGAGGAAGAUAUUUACGAAACGAAGGUUAAAUCAUCAUGGACUUUCUCACAGAAAGAAAUUGCGGUCAAUAACAAUAUAACCUCAAAAGAUCCGCGCUCCCAGAAUGAAAGUACUUCCUCUCAACCCGACUCAUUAUCAAAUAUUACCCCAACUCAUCAUACUACAGACAAAAGUAGCAGCGACAGCCCAAUCCUAAUUAUCGGCGAUUCUAUCAUCAAACAUAUUGAUCCUAAAAAGAUCUCCCGAAAGAAAACUAUUAAACGCACGUUUCCUGGCAAAACCGCAGAACAAAUAAAAUCUGAAGUGGAAUCUAUGGAGGUUGAAGUACUUCCUUCACACAUUAUUGUACAUGCUGGGACUAAUGACCUUUCUGUGCAACCGCCGCAUAAUUGCGUUAAAAACAUCGAGAAUCUAGCUUUGUGUAUAAAAAAGAAAUUUACAGAUUCAAGAAUAGCAAUAUCCAGCAUAACUGUCAGAAACGACUUGGAUUUAAGCAAACAGAUCUCCACUGCUAAUGAAGAAUUACAAAAAAUGUGCUCUAAGAACGGGUUUGAUUUUAUUAAAAACAAUAAUAUUGAUGCUACAUGCUUAAAUGGCGGCCUGUUACACUUGAACUCAAAAGGAUCCGCAUUCUUGGCAACAAAUUUUAUUAAGUUCCCAAGGGGGAACAUUCCAGCUGCAUCAGAGUAUCGCCAAAGGAAGAGAGGGGAGGAUUUUCAAGGUCGCCGGACAUAUCAGAAUCAUUCACCAGAGGACCUACUGAGACUCCUAUUACUCGCUCAGAGGACCGAGUAUUAA
Paramuricea clavata is the source of this 1950-nucleotide messenger RNA. The record is from the annotation of a GenBank genome assembly. Lineage: Eukaryota; Metazoa; Cnidaria; Anthozoa; Malacalcyonacea; Plexauridae.